Molecule: messenger RNA, 1565 nt
Organism: Oncorhynchus keta (chum salmon)
Lineage: Eukaryota; Metazoa; Chordata; Actinopteri; Salmoniformes; Salmonidae
Product: cysteine dioxygenase type 1-like
Exons: 5
Coding region: 73-684 (203 amino acids)
Biological process (GO): L-cysteine catabolic process
Molecular function (GO): ferrous iron binding; cysteine dioxygenase activity
Source: RefSeq, a predicted model, not a curated record
GAGGGAAGCUAUAAAACUAGGCUACUUCGUUAGUUGGAAAGUGAGUUUUCAAGAACCAUUACGCACUUAACCAUGGAGAAAACCGAAGUGAUGACACCAAAAAGUCUCGAUGACCUGAUCAAAUUGCUGCAUAAACUCUUUGAAAGUGACAAAAUCAAUGUGGAGGAGGUGCAACAAAUAAUGGAGGCAUAUGACAGCAAUCCACAGGAGUGGAAGAAAUUUGCAAUGUUUGACCCGACCAGGUACACAAGGAACCUGGUGGAUGAAGGGAACGGAAAGUUCAACCUCAUUUUACUCUGUUGGGGAGAGGGUCAGGGCAGCAGUAUCCAUGACCACACAGACUCUCACUGUUUCAUGAAGAUGCUGCAAGGCGAACUGAAGGAGACGUUGUUUGAAUGGCCCAAGAACAAAACACAGGAUGUUGGUGACAUGGUUCAGAAAUCUCAGAGAAUUCUGAAAGAAAACCAGUGUGCCUACAUCAAUGAUUCCCUUGGGUUGCACAGAGUAGAGAACGACAGUCACACCGAAGGUUCGGUCAGUUUGCACCUGUACAGUCCCCCCUUCGACACCUGCCAGACUUUUGACGAGCGCACAGGACACAAGAACACUGUCAAGAUGACGUUCUGGAGCAAAUUUGGAAAGAGGACUCAAUCUGAAAUGACAGUCUCACAAGAAAACAACUGAGGCGCAGAGGAAAACAAUUGAGUUUGGGAUGAUAGUGUUGUCAAAUAGAGUCAACAUGAAGCUGCAAAUAAGUAAAAUUCAUACCUAGAUAGAUAGAUAUAUAUAUAUAUAUAGGGGAUCUUAAUUUGAGCCAGUUUGCUACAGAAUGAAAAUGAUUCUGCAGUAACAUGAAAUGUGACCUAUGUACUGACACUUUUGUACUCUUACGGCAUAUGGUUGAAGUGUAUUAUGUAUGAGUUUUACACUUUUAUUGAUUUUUACAAAAAAUUGUCUUAAUUAACACUUGUCAAAAUGGUGAUGUAACAUUAUUUUUUUUUGUGCAGUUAAAUUAGUGGCAAUUUACAUUAGGAAAAUGGAAAGCUUUAUAUGGGGCAGCAGGGUAGCCUAGUGGUUAGUGUUGGACUGGUAAUUUAAUUUUACCUUUAUUUAACCAGGCAAGUCAGUUAAGAACAUAUUCUUAUUUUCAAUGACGGCCUAGGAACAGUGGGUUAACUGCCUGUUCAGGGGCAGAACGACAGAUUUGUACCUUGUCAGCUCGGGGGUUUGAACUCGCAACCUUCCGGUUACUAGUCCAACGCUCUAACCACUAGGCUACGCUGCCGUGUUUUGCUUUUUGGGAUGAGAAGGGGUGUUAAUUGGCAUUAGCUAUUUCAGUGUCACUCUUGAAUGUGUUUCAUUGUUUUAACCUCUGUAUGAGGAGACUUUCUGGACUUGUGGGUCGCGGUUGGAUUAUAAUAAAAACAAUGUUCAGAAGAACAAGGCACUCACUUUUUCCUCAGGAUUUUGCAUGUUUUAAAUGUAGAUAAAAUGAAUAAUACAGUAUAAUAUAUUGUGAAUGAUAAGCCUUGCUUUGACUGACCAUUAAAUAUUUUAAAUCAUGA